AACCGGAAGUGUCGUCCUGACCGUUCGCACCUUGACCAGGUUGGCAGUUUGACGCGUCUGCUCCGCGCUCCGGUGAAGAUGCUCCCCGCUGCGCGCCCCGUGACGUCAGGGACUUUAUUCUUAGCAUUACUGUUAUUAUUGGGCCUGACGGAAAGCAAACAGAAAGACUUUUAUACCUUUAAAGUGGUCAACAGCAGAGGGAAGCUGGUUUCUCUGGAGAAGUACCGCGGCUCGGUGUCGCUGGUGGUGAACGUCGCCAGCGAGUGCGGCUUCACCGACGAACACUACAGGGACCUGCAGCAGCUGCAGCGGGACUUCGGCCCGUCUCACUUCAACGUCCUCGCCUUCCCCUGCAACCAGUUCGGCCAGCAGGAGCCCGGCAGCGACAAGGAGAUCGACAGCUAUGUGCGUCGGGUCUACGGCGUCUCCUUCCCGCUGUUCAGCAAAAUCGCCGUGGUUGGAACCGGAGCCAACAACGUCUACAAACACCUGGCCGAGGUGUCUGGAAAAGAGCCCGACUGGAACUUCUGGAAGUACCUGGUGGACGUUAACGGUAAAGUGGUGGACGCCUGGGGCCCCAAAGUGUCCGUCAUGGAGAUCCGGCCGAAGAUCGCUGAGAUGGUGCGGCAGAUAAUCCUGAAGAAGAAGGAGGAGCUUUGAGUCGCCGUCUUCUCCACAAACUGAACCCAUUUGUUGCCUUUCUAUCCUGACACAAGCAGCUCCCGCUACUUUCUGAGCGCACUGAUCAAACGCCACUCAUGCUGUUGUUAAAUCGGAUGUCAGGUUUUCUUUUUAGGAACAAUUUAACGUUUUAAACCAAAGAGCUCUUCUUUUUUUUUUAACCGGGGGCUCUGUGUGUGUGUUCUUUUUUAUCUAUUCUGAUUUAUGGAAUAAACUUUUUACUGUGACUUUCA
This is a messenger RNA of Fundulus heteroclitus (mummichog), 914 nucleotides long. It is a transcript of the gene gpx7, whose product is annotated as glutathione peroxidase 7. Gene Ontology annotation, biological process: response to oxidative stress. Bases 79 to 660 code for a protein of 193 amino acids. NCBI's taxonomy places the organism in Eukaryota, Metazoa, Chordata, Actinopteri, Cyprinodontiformes, Fundulidae. Gene Ontology annotation, molecular function: glutathione peroxidase activity. The record is from RefSeq and is a predicted model, not a curated record. The transcript is spliced from 3 exons.